Electrophorus electricus (electric eel) is the source of this 10647-nucleotide messenger RNA. It is a transcript of the gene nbeaa, whose product is annotated as neurobeachin a. The record is from RefSeq and is a predicted model, not a curated record. Gene Ontology annotation, cellular component: membrane; cytosol. Gene Ontology annotation, molecular function: protein kinase binding. NCBI's taxonomy places the organism in Eukaryota, Metazoa, Chordata, Actinopteri, Gymnotiformes, Gymnotidae. Gene Ontology annotation, biological process: intracellular protein localization.
GCGUCAACAUGGCGUCCUGAGGAAGACAACACAGUCCGAGACUGCACUGUGCGCGGGUCGGCGUCAGAAGCGGAGGGGAGAGCAGCGAGAGAGGACCGUUGUGCCGAGCAUCAAGGAAAUCCGCGUUUCUUCCGGCGGGCGUGUGCGUCCCUCUGAACGGCUGCGAGGACACGCUGGAUUGCAGCACAGCUGUGCUCUGCUUCGCUGCAGUUUUGAUAGCAUCUUGUAUUUUGCUUCGGUUUCAUGCGGUUGCACAGUCGCUGGUGAUACAAAGCAGGUGAGACACAGAGGCGGCCGCUCCUUUUGCUUACGGGUGGAGAUGUCGAGCGAGAGACCGGUUUCAGCACCGGGUUCCGCCUCGCUCACGGACCGAGAAAGCCCACCGGGCUCUGGGCAGCAAGUCGCAGCGGGUUCUGUGGCCGGGGAAAUGAUGGUGUCCGGGUCGGGCUCCAUGGUGCUGCCGGCUGGGGUGAUCAACCCCUCGGUUCCGAUCCGGAAUAUCAAGAUGAAGUUCGCUGUGCUAAUUGGGCUGAUCCAGGUCGGGGAGGUCAGCAACAGAGACAUCGUCGAGACAGUACUGAAUCUGCUCGUCGGGGGCGAGUUCGACCUGGAGAUGAACUUCAUCAUCCAGGCGGCGGAGAGCAUCGCGUGCAUGGUGGAGCUGCUGGAGCACUGCGACGUCACGUGCCAGGCCGAGAUCUGGAGCAUGUUCACCGCUGUCCUGCGCAAGAGCGUGCGCAACCUGCAGACCAGCACCGAGGUGGGCCUAAUCCAGCAGGCCCUGCAGAAGAUGAGCGCCGUCGACGACAUGAUUGCAGAUCUCUUGGUGGACAUGUUGGGAGUCCUGGCCAGCUACAGCAUCACGGUGAAGGAACUGAAGCUGCUCUUCAGCAUGCUGAGGGGGGACAGUGGCGUUUGGCCGAGACACGCCAUCAAGCUGCUGUCCAUCCUGAACCAGAUGCCACAGAGACAUGGCCCAGACACCUUCUUUAAUUUCCCAGGGCGCAGUGCAGCGGCUAUCGCUUUGCCUCCCAUUGCUAAGUGGCCUUACCAGAAUGGUUUUACCCUCAACACGUGGUUCCGUAUGGACCCUCUCAACAACAUCAACGUAGACAAGGACAAACCCUACCUGUACUGCUUCCGGACCAGCAAAGGGAUCGGCUACUCGGCCCAUUUUGUGGGAAACUGCCUGAUCGUGACGUCGCUGAAGUCCAAGGGGAAGGGCUUCCAGCACUGCGUGAAGUACGACUUCCAGCCUCGGAAGUGGUACAUGAUCAGCAUCGUGCACAUCUACAACCGCUGGAGGAACAGCGAAAUCCGUUGCUACGUCAACGGGCAGCUGGUCUCCUAUGGCGACAUGGCCUGGCACGUCAACACCAAUGAUAGCUAUGAUAAAUGUUUCCUGGGCUCGUCGGAGACGGCCGACGCCAACCGCGUCUUCUGCGGGCAGCUGGGAGCCGUCUACGUGUUCAGCGAGGCCCUCAACCCCGCCCAGAUCUUCGCCAUCCAUCAGCUGGGACCCGGCUAUAAGAGCACCUUUAAGUUCAAGUCGGAGAGCGACAUCCACCUGGCGGAGCACCACAAACAGGUGCUGUAUGAUGGUAAACUGGCCAGCAGCAUAGCUUUCACCUACAACGCCAAGGCCACGGACGCUCAGCUCUGCCUGGAGUCGUCUCCCCGCGAGAACGCCUCCAUCUUCGUCCACUCGCCGCACGCCCUCAUGCUCCAGGACGUGAAGGCCAUCGUCACCCACUCCAUCCACAGCGCCAUUCACUCCAUCGGUGGUAUCCAGGUCCUCUUCCCCCUCUUUUCUCAGCUGGACUACCGGCAGCCCAACGACAGCCCCGUGGAGACCACCGUGUGUGCCACUCUCCUGGCCUUCCUGGUGGAGUUGUUGAAGAGUUCAGUAGCCAUGCAAGAGCAGAUGUUGGGGGGGAAGGGUUUCCUUGUCAUCGGCUACCUGCUGGAGAAGUCUUCUCGUAUGCACAUCACCCGGGCUGUCCUGGAGCAGUUCCUGUCUUUCGCCAAGUAUCUGGACGGCCUCACCCACGGAGCGCCCCUCCUAAAGCAGCUGUGUGACCACGUGCUGUUCAAUGCAGCCAUCUGGAUCCACACGCCCGCCAAGGUGCAGCUCUCCCUGUACACCUACCUGUCAGCAGAGUUCAUUGGCACGGCCACCAUCUACACAACCAUCAGGCGUGUGGGCACUGUGCUACAGCUCAUGCACACGCUCAAGUACUACUACUGGGCCAGCAACCCACUGGAGAGCAGUGGUAUCACACCCAAAGGGCUCGAUGGCCCACGGCCCACCCAGAAGGAGAUCAUCUCUCUGCGUGCCUUUAUGCUUCUCUUCCUCAAACAGCUCAUCCUGAAGGACCGAGGGGUGAAGGAGGAUGAAUUACAAAGCAUUCUGAAUUACCUGCUAACCAUGCAUGAGGAUGAGAACAUCCACGACGUCCUGCAGCUCCUGGUGGCCCUCAUGUCCGAGCACCCAGCCUCCAUGAUCCCAGCGUUCGACCAGCGCAACGGAAUACGGGUCAUCUACAAGCUCCUGGCCUCCAAGAGCGAGAGCAUUCGCGUGCAAGCACUCAAGGUCUUGGGCUACUUCCUGAAGCACCUCGGACACAAGAGGAAAGUGGAGAUCAUGCACACCCACAGUCUCUUCACACUGCUGGGAGAGAGAUUAAUGAUGCACACCAACACUGUGACAGUCACCACCUACAACACACUCUAUGAGAUUCUCACAGAGCAGGUGUGCACGCAAGUGAUCCACAAGCCACAUCCUGAGCCCGACUCCACCGUCAAGAUCCAGAACCCCAUGAUUCUGAAGGUGGUAGCCACACUGUUGAAGAACUCCACUCCCAGUGCUGAGCUCAUGGAGGUGCGACGACUCUUCCUGUCCGACAUGAUCAAGCUGUUCAGCAACAGUAGAGAGAACAGGCGGUGUCUACUGCAGUGCUCCGUCUGGCAGGACUGGAUGUUCUCUCUGGGCUACAUCAACCCUAAGAACCCCGAGGAGCAGAAGAUCACGGAGAUGGUCUACAACAUCUUCCGCAUCCUGCUGUACCACGCCAUCAAGUACGAGUGGGGCGGCUGGCGUGUCUGGGUGGACACCCUCAGCAUCGCCCACUCCAAGGUAACGUAUGAAGCCCAUAAAGAGUAUCUGGCUAAGAUGUACGAGGAGUACCAGCGGCAGGAGGAGGAGAACAUCAAGAGAGGCAAGAAAGGCUCGGUGAGCACCAUCUCGGGACUCUCGGCACAGCCGACCGCCGUCAACGGUGGCCUGGAGAUCCGUGAGAUAGACGAUACGUCUCAGACGCAGACGCCCGAGAGCGAGGCCGACUACAGCGAGGGAGCCGACUCCCACAACCUGCUGGCCGAUGGCAAGGUCCCGGAGGGCGAGGCGGAGCGGGGCGUGCCGGGCGUGCGGGUGGAGGUGCACGACCUGCUCGUGGACAUCAAGGCGGAGAAGGUGGAGGCCACCGAGGUGAAGCUGGACGACCUGGACCUGUCGCCGGAGACGCUGGGCGGGGGCGGAGGGGUGGAGAACGGCCCCCUGGUGGAGGUGGACUCGCUGCUGGACAGCGCCUACUGCGCGGCCGUGCACAAGCUGAACGGCAGCUUGCCUCCCAAGGAGGAGGAGCCGAGGACGACGGCGGGGGGUGUGGCCGAAGACGACGCCAACCUGGGCCCGCUGAUCACGCUCGCGGACGAGAAGGACAGCGUGCCCAGCAACAACGGCUUCCUGUUUCCCAAGAGCGAUGAGAAGCUGCUUCCUUCACCGGCGCCGGCUGAGCCGCUGGGGUUGCCGGGCGCGGGGCAGGCCGUGUGCACGCCGGCCGCCGUUGCCGCCGACGACCUCAGCCUGCUGGCCCACAUGACGUCGUGCGGCGCCGAGCCGGGGCCCGGGCCCGGCCCGCUGCCCGAGGACGAGGCCUUCAAACUGCAGGACUCGCUUGCCGACAUCAGCACGCUGGCCGAGGCCGAGGCGCAGGCCUCCGUUGCCGGGGGAGACCGCCCUGAGGUCGGGGCGGUGGACGCGGGCGUGACCAAGAGCGGAGACGCCGUCAGCACCGCGUCGGACACAGAGCGUUCUGAUGACGGCAAAGACAAAGAGAUGAAGAAGAUCCAGACGACGGCCACCACACAGGCCCUGCACGGCCGCUCGGCCAGCCAGAUGGAGCGGGACCUACGGGUCGACCUGGGCUUCCGGGGCAUGCCCAUGACCGAGGAGCAGAGACGGCAGUUCAGCCCAGGCCCGCGCACCACGAUGUUCCGCAUCCCGGAAUUCAAGUGGUCGCCUAUGCACCAGCGACUGCUCACAGACCUGCUCUUCGCCCUGGAGACGGACGUGCACGUGUGGCGGAGCCACUCGACUAAAUCAGUCAUGGACUUCGUGAACAGUAACGAGAACAUUAUAUUUGUGCACAACACCAUCCACCUCAUUUCUCAGAUGGUUGAUAACAUCAUCAUCGCCUGUGGAGGGAUCCUGCCCUUGCUCUCUGCCGCCACGUCGCCUACCAGCUCUAAGGUUAGUGCGAACCCUACGGAGCUGGAGAAUGUGGAGGCCACGCAGGGCAUGUCGUCGGAGACGGCUGUCACCUUCCUCAGCAGACUCAUGGCCAUGGUUGAUGUGCUGGUGUUCGCCAGCUCGCUCAACUUCAGCGAGAUUGAGGCCGAGAAGAACAUGUCAUCUGGGGGACUGAUGCGCCAAUGUCUACGGCUGGUGUGUUGUGUGGCUGUGAGGAACUGUCUGGAGUGCAGGCAGAGGCAGAGAGACAGAGGCAGCAAGACUGUGCUGCCCAUGAGCAAGACCCAGGAGAGCCUUCAGAGUGCUGUGGCUGCCAGCAAGAGUGCCAUAGCGAAUGUCCCUCGUAACCUGUCUCCCAUCAAGGACCCUGACAGACUGCUGCAGGACGUGGACAUCAACCGUCUACGAGCCGUUGUCUUCAGAGAUGUGGAUGACAGUAAGCAGGCCCAGUUCCUGGCACUAGCUGUAGUCUACUUCAUCUCUGUCCUUAUGGUGUCCAAGUACCGGGACAUCCUUGAGCCGCAGAGGGAGAUAGGCAGGUCCAGCAGCCUAUCAGGAAGGAGCAUUCGACAAGAAAUUAAUUCCCCCACCAGCACAGAAAAUCCGUCCUCCUUCUCGGACGCCGGGCGUGGAGAGCGCCCCCUGGAGGACCUCCCGCUGGAGGGUUCACUGCCUCACACCGACUCCGGCAUUGGCGACGAGUCGGUGGGCGCUGCCCUGAACGGCUCAGAGCUGGGUAGCGACGUCCCCGUGGGCCCCGCCCCGCCCGGCCCAGACGCCAUGAGCGAGCUGCUCUGCACGCUGUCGUCGGAGGUGCGCAAGUCCCGUGAGUCGCUCCUGGAGUCUCCGCCCGGGCCGGACGUCCUCAAGCCGGCUGCGUCCAUCUCCAGCAUCAGCCAGGCCAACAAGGGCAUCAACGUGAAGGAGAUCCUCAAGAGCCUGGUGGCGGCACCGGUAGAGGGCGCCGAGGCAGGGCCCGAGCCCCAGCCCUACCACCCCGACCCGGCCCUGAAGAGGGAGGCCGCGGCCGUGCUGCCCAUGCAGUUCCACUCCUUCGACAGGAGUGUGGUGGUGCCAGUGAAGAAGCCUCCUCCUGGUAGCAUGGCAGUGAACACGGUGGGCACCCCCCCCACCAGUACCAUGCCCUCCUCCGGCAGUACACCCAACAUCUUUGCUGCUGCCACCGCCACACCUAAGAGCAUGAUCAACACGACAGGUGCCACAGACUCCGCCUCUUCCUCCUCCUCCUCCUCCUCCAGCUUCGUGAACGGCGCCACGAGCAAGAACCUGCCCGCCGUGCAGACUGUGGCCCCCAUGCCCGAGGACACGGUGGAAAACAUGAGUGCCUUUGGUGAAGUGGGCCAGUGUCCACUGAGAACUGGGCUGACUCCUCCAGAGCUCAAAUCCUUUAGCUCGCUGGCAGGAUUCCACACAGCUCCCAGAGGGGCAGGAGAGUUUCUUAGUAUAACCACUAAGCUGGAGCGGGCCCUGGAGAAGGUGGCCCCGUUGUUGCGGGAGAUCUUUGUGGACUUUGCCCCGUUCCUGUCCCGCACCCUGCUUGGCAGCCACGGCCAGGAGCUGCUCAUUGAAGGUACAGGUCUGGUGUGUAUGAAGUCCAGCACGUCGGUGGUGGAACUGGUCAUGCUGCUGUGCUCACAGGAGUGGCAGAACUCUAUCCAGAAGAACGCGGGCCUGGCCUUCAUCGAGCUCAUCAACGAGGGCAGGCUCUUGUGUCAUGCCAUGAAGGACCAUAUUGUGCGAGUGGCCAAUGAAGCAGAGUUCAUCCUCAACAGACAGAGGGCUGAAGAUGUCCACAAGCAUGCUGAGUUUGAGUCAAACUGCGCCCAGUACGCCGCCGAUCGCAGGGAGGAAGAGAAGAUGUGCGAUCACCUGAUCAGCGCAGCCAAGCACAGGGAUCACGUGACCGCCAAUCAACUGAAGCAGAAGAUCCUCAACAUCCUGACCAAUAAGCACGGCGCGUGGGGCACCGUGUCCCAGAGCCAGCUGCAGGAUUUCUGGCGUCUGGACUACUGGGAGGAUGACCUGCGGAGGAGGCGGAGAUUCGUGCGCAAUGCCUUUGGCUCCACCCACUCGGAUGUGUCACUCAAGUCCCUGGAGGAUUAUGGCCCUGAGGAAGAGGAGGGCAUGAAGUCGAAGAAGACGUUCCGGAGCCAGUCGGUGGUCAGCCAGAACCCGGAGACGGAGCUGAUGCUCGAGGGGGAUGACGAUGCAGUCAGUCUCCUGCAGGAGAAGGAGAUCGACAAUCUUGCAGGUCCUGUGGUUCUGAGCACAGCUGCCCAGCUGGUGGCUCCCGUUGUUGUUGCCAGGGGAACGCUGUCAAUCACCACCACAGAGAUUUAUUUCGAGGUGGAUGAGGACGAUCCCACCUUCAAGAGGAUAGACGCAAAGGUGCUGGCAUACACUGAGGGGCUCCAUGGGAAAUGGAUGUUCAGUGAGAUCAGAGCUGUGUUCUCCAGACGUUACCUGUUGCAGAACACCGGCCUGGAGGUCUUUAUGGCAAACAGAACAUCCGUCAUGUUUAACUUCCCGGACCAGGCUACGGUCAAAAAGGUGGUGUACAGUUUACCGCGAGUGGGUGUAGGCACCAGCUAUGGCCUACCUCAGGCAAGGCGAAUCUCGCUGGCCACGCCCCGUCAGCUCUUCAAGUCCUCGAACAUGACCCAGCGAUGGCAGAGGCGGGAGAUCUCCAACUUCGAGUACCUGAUGUUCCUCAACACCAUCGCAGGGAGAACGUAUAACGACCUGAACCAGUAUCCGGUCUUCCCCUGGGUCCUCACUAACUACGAGUCUGAAGAGCUGGACCUCACACUGCCUGGCAACUUCAGGGACCUGUCCAAGCCAAUCGGAGCCUUGAAUCCAAAGCGGGCGGCGUUUUAUGCGGAGCGUUACGAGACGUGGGAGGAGGAUGGAACCCCACCGCAUCACUACACCUCUCUCUACUCCACUGCCGCCUCCACCUUGCUCUGGCUCCACAGAAUAGAGCCUUUCACUACGUUUUACUUGAACGGGAAUGAGAACAAGUUUGACCACCCAGACCGAACGUUCUCGGGCAUCAUGCGCUCCUGGAGGAGCUGUCAGAGGGACACCUCUGAUGUUAAGGAGUUGAUCCCAGAGUUCUACUACCUCCCAGAGAUGUUUGUGAACAGUAACAGCUAUGAGCUGGGCGUGAGAGAGGACCGCGUACCCGUCUGCGACGUGGAGCUGCCCACUUGGGCCAAAAAACCCGAGGACUUUGUUCGGAUCAACAGGAUGGCUCUGGAGAGCGAGUUUGUCUCGUGCCAGCUCCACCAGUGGAUCGACCUCAUCUUCGGCUACAAGCAGAGAGGUCCGGAGGCCGUGCGGGCUCUCAACGUGUUCCACUACGUGUCCUACGAGGGCUCUGUCAACCUGGACACCAUCACGGACCCGCUGCUCCGAGAGUCCAUGGAGGCUCAGAUCCAGACAUUUGGGCAGGUCCCCUCACAGCUGUUGAUUGAGCCCCAUCCUCCGCGCAGCUCAGCCAUGCACCUGUGUUUCCUUCCUCAGAGUCCGCUCAUGUUCAAGGACCAGAUGCAGCAGGACGUGAUCAUGGUGCUGAAGUUUCCGUCCAACUCGCCUGUGACGCACGUGGCCGCCAACACGCUGCCGCACCUGAGCGUCCCCGCUGCUGUCACAGUCACCUGUAGCCGCCUGUUCGCCGUCAACCGCUGGCACAACACAGUGGGUCUCCGAGGGGCCCCAGGAUACUCGCUGGAGCAGGCUCAUCACCUGCCUAUAGAGAUGGAUCCUCUGAUUGCCAAUAACUCCGGGGUGAAUAAAAGGCAAAUCACUGACCUGGUGGACCAGAGCAUUCAGAUCAACACCCACUGUUUCGUGGUCACUGCUGACAAUCGCUACAUCUUGGUCUGCGGCUUCUGGGACAAGAGCUUUCGAGUGUACUCCACCGAAACAGGCAAGCUGACCCAGAUCGUGUUCGGCCACUGGGAUGUGGUGACCUGCCUGGCGCGCUCCGAGUCCUAUAUCGGCGGCGACUGCUACAUCGUGUCAGGCUCUCGAGACGCCACGCUGCUGCUGUGGUACUGGAGCGGACGGCACCACAUCAUUGGAGACAAUCCCAACAACAGUGAUUACCCUGCGCCACGGGCUGUUCUAACCGGUCACGACCACGAGGUUGUGUGUGUGUCUGUGUGUGCCGAGCUGGGACUGGUUAUUAGCGGAGCCAAAGAGGGCCCAUGCUUGGUGCACACCAUCACGGGAGACCUGCUGCGUGCCCUCGAGGGCCCGGAGAAGUGCCAGAAGCCGCGGCUCAUCUCCGUGUCCAGCGAGGGCCACUGCAUCAUCUACUACGAGAGGGGCCGCUUCUGCAACUUCAGCAUCAACGGCAAGCUGCUCGCCCAGAUGGAGGUCAACGACGCCACUCGAGCUAUCCUGCUGAGCAGCGACGGGCAGAACCUGGUGACCGGCGGCGAUAACGGUGUGGUGGAGGUGUGGCAGGCCUGCGACUUUAAGCAGCUCUACAUCUACCCAGGCUGUGAUGCUGGCAUUAGGGCCAUGGACCUGUCCCACGACCAGAGAACUCUGAUCACUGGGAUGGCAUCUGGGAGCAUUGUGGCAUUCAAUAUUGAUUUCAACCGCUGGCACUAUGAGCACCAGAACAGAUACUGAGGGUGAACACAGGAGAGGGCAGACAGAUGGAGGGGUGGGGGGUGGGAGAGAGAGAGCGAGAGAGCAGGAGGGCAUUGUGAAAACCCAGACAGCCUAGUCUACAGGCUGCUGGCCAACGUUCAGCUAGGAGUAUUCAUCCUGAGCUCUACUCCAGUAGUCAGUUGUGAGGUUUGAGGGAAUGCUGAACAUAACGAAACUCGGGAAGAGAAACGGGACUGUACGACUCUGGAAAAAGACGACAACCUUAAGACUUAACUCCGCUGUUACCUAGAACCUUAGGAUCGGUUUUUCUGCUCCCCUGUUUGACAGUAGGUCACCAGAAGUCCUCGUGCUUGCAGACUGUGAACAUAACCCGAACCGAACACAACCCCCCAAGCACUCGCGUGCCUGGACCGGGAGUGUCUCAUACCACAAGCUGCCCUCCAAGACAUCUUUGAGGUGAACCACCGAGCAACAAACACCAAGAAUGCUUUUUAUUUACAUUAUAGCCGGCAGGGUUAGGGGGGGCUGGGCAGUGAGAGCCAAAGCACGAAGCUGAACAUAGUCCCUGUAAAUAGGAAGUGAGUCCUGGCCAGCGGCAGACGCAGCUCCUCUCUGGGGGGAGGCCUUGCUCCCCUCACACUCCCUUGUGCGGAUGGUUCCAUCACCUUUAAGUUGUUAAUGAUUUGCUUUAUGUAAAAUAUUGUGUAUUAAUAAUGACAUGAUGGCGCUUUCGGUGAUGACGGUGAUGUGAGAUGAGUGCAGCUCAGAGGUGACGUCCUAUCAGAAAACGGCCUUCGUUUUCCUCUUUGUAUAUUUGGUAAUUGUUUUGUCAUAUAUGUACAUAAUGUGAUGGCUAAGGCAGGUAGGCAUGCAAGAGGGACUUCAUGGAGCGCAAAAAAACAAAAAAAGUUUAAAAAUAAAAGUAACCCACCCUCUCUCACACACACAUUUGCUAAUUAUUUCUGAUUAAAAAAAAAAUAUACAAUUAUGUUGAAGUUUUUGUAUUGGCACUUUGCACCAAAAACAUGCCAUAAUUUCUUAGUGCGAUGACUUUAUUUUUGCUCUACAGCCACAUUUAGGCCCAUUCCCCCAUUGUAUGAUUUGUGCAUUGAUGUUUGUUGUAUUUGAUCAAUAUUAAAAUCAUGUGUAAUGAUUCUGUUGUAAAACCACAAACCACAGUAAGCAAUAUCAUAACGUUGUAGCUGGGAGAGGAGUAGAAAUCAUAAGACUUUUCAGGAGCAAAGUUUGGUUUAUACAAGUAUUAAGAUAUUUAGAAUACAUUAUACACUUAAAUAUAAAGCGGUUUCUUUCUUCCCCUUAACCCCUCGAGAAAAGUUUGAGAAUAUUUUUGAAUCUACACUAUGAUACUGAAAUCUAAUGUAUCUGUUUUCUUGCAAACAUGUAAAUGACAUGAGUCGGUUUAAAGUUACAAAAAUAAGAAAUGAAACAUAAUAAAUUAUGCAAAGAGA